AAUGAAAGUUUUCCCGUUUCCUCGUUUAUGUCUGGCGAACAAACUUCUCAUCCUGAAUCGAAUGCGUUUCCAUUCGUCUGCGUAUGGAAGCCUUCGUUUUAUGAGACGCACUACGAAAUGAAAGAAUUUAAUGGUUUUAGUCAGUUAUGCAUAGACGGUCAGUUAGCAGGCAAGACUAUUGGCAUCUUAAAAUCGAGCGUCGUUGCAAUGGCUGUAAAAAUUAAUCCGACAAAUCAAUCCCAAGUAAAGUCCUCGGUAAAGUCUCCAGAACGUCUGAGGUUAUUCCAAAUUCCUUUUCUGAUGAAUGAAGGAUACAGAGCGUUGGAUUGUGUCUCUCCAACAGAGAUUGAGUCACGAAUGACAACAUCUGUUCAGAACUUGAGAGACGUGAAGACCAAGGAAUUUCUCCUCCAGAAAAACUACAUGGAGCAAGCUAAGCACGAAGAGACUAAGAAUGAGCACCGCCUAAACGAAGAAAAGGUGCGCGAGGAAGAUGCAAAAAUUAAGAAAUGUCGGGAAGUGCGUCGAGCCGAAAGCCAUCGCGUUGAACAACAUCCGUUACUACAACUAUUCAUCAGUUUACUUUCGGAAGAAGAUUCUGAUUAUCGCGUUCUGUCAGUUCGUAUGUUGGAAAAGGAGUUAGCCGGACGUUGCGAACGGACGCUGGAACGUGAACUGCAAGAAAUCCGCAAGUUAAAUUCUUCGUACGUUGAUAAAUUAGCGAGUACUUGUGAAAUAGAAGACCUAGAGGUGACCAGAGAAAAUCUUCUUUCGGCCAAGGCCCAACUGCGUGAUGGUGUACUCAAUGUAGAGCAUUUGUGGAGGGAGCUGAGCCAUUUAUGUACUGACAUGGAACCCGAAAGUCGUUCAUCAAUUGUUGAGAAAAUUCCUUGUCUAGCUGCCCAGCAUUUACUGGACGGCUUCUGUCUGGAGCUGCUCGACGGGGAUUCCAACAUGAUACACCUCGAAUGGAUUACCGAAGUUUUACGAGAACUUGGAGUACUGACCGGAAAAAUGAAGCGCAUUUUCGUUUUGUCUGUUAUUGGUAUGCAGAGUAGCGGUAAAUCGACGUUGCUGAACACCAUGUUUGGCAUCCAAAUGAGGACCAGCGUUGGACAGUGCACCCGAGGUGUCAACAUGCAGCUGGUACCUGUUGAAGGCCGUGCGGAGUACGACUACAUUUUGUUGCUGGACACGGAAGGCACAAGAGCUCCGGAAUAUCACGGUAUGCCCGACAGUGACAAGCGAGACAACCAGAUGGCCACUCUCAGUAUUUUACUUGCGGACGCCACAAUCGUCAUUACACCGGGUGAGAAUGACGCUGCGAUUAAAGAAAUUCUUCCGGUUGUUUUGAUGGCCUAUCAGGGAUCCAAAUUGGCCGAGGACAAUGGUGGUCGACUAAGCUCCAAGGUAUUUUUCGUUUACAACAGAAUCGACACCAGUCAGAAGAACAAGUUGAGCAGCAUCAUCCAGUCACUUGGGACUUCACUUCACGAAGCUUUUAGUCAAGUCAAGAAGUUAGCCGGAUACUCUGCACAACACCUCAAGUCGGAGGCGAGUCCUUUCGGUGGAUUCGAUCUCGACGUGUCAAACUCGUCUAAUGAAGAACAAUGUGACGUCUGUAUUCUGGGAAAUGUGAAGAACACUUUUGAACCUCCGGGUGACAUACCGGAUUUUGCCUUUGGUGAAACUCUUGUCAAACUCCGGGAACACAUCCAUCGACGGGUUACCAGUGUCCAGCAGGAAGGAACAGCUUGGAAGAGUAGGUCGAUUGAAGAAUUUUCGAAUUACAUUACGGAAGUGUGGAAGUGCAUCUGCUCAGCCAAUUUCACUUUGAAUUUCGCCUCGGUGGUGGAGCGCAUUACUUUUGAUCAAUUGGAUUUCGAGUACAAGAAAGUGGAACAGCAAUUGUUAGAAGCCUACCUUGAAUCCUUUGCAAGUCUCAAGAAGAAGAUGAUUGAAGAAAAGGGUGAGAAUAUUAGCUCCGGCUCCACGGCCGUGAUGGAUGUUGCUAGCAAUGAUCAUCGCCUAUUAAAAUUUGAGUCCCAGUUACGCGAAGAAAUCUGGCCGGCUGAGCAAUACUUAGAUAAGCAGGUGAAAGACAUGGUUAAGAAAAGAGGACGAGAGAAGUGGAGUCAGCAGUUUCUAAAGCAAUGGGAAAUGAACAAGAGAGAUCAAGCUCGUAGCUGGGCAUUGAGAUUGAAAACCAGUUUCGUUUUGCUUUUUAACUACGAACACCACGUCGAAAACUACAAGAAGAAAAUGCGCAAGGAAAUUCUCCAUUUCUUCAAGCUUCAAUCGAUGAACUCUAAUAAUUUCGAGUGGACAGACGUUGACAAGAAUAAGAAGUUUGAAGAAUUGUACAAAAACAUGUUGGCUGAAGUUCAUCAGCAGUUUCCCUCAAAAGAUAUGAGAGCAGAAGUCUUAAACGUUUAUCAAAACAGCAGCGUCAUCAAGAAUAGAAUGAUUGAUAUGAAAUUAUCCGAUGCUGACGCGUCCUUUUUUUCGAAAUUGAUGCAGGAACGCGUUCACGUUUACUCAAGCGCAAAUCAGAAUAAAAAUAUUAAUUUCUUUGAUAAAUGUCUCAAUUCUGAUAUGCUGGUGGUAUCUGAAGAUGACUCGUCCCUGCUUUUAAAACUACAGCAGCAACCAAUUUAUUUUUUUAGGAAAAAUCCAAAUGCCGUUGAAAAAUGCCUAAAAUCUGUUGACACGAUUGUCAACCAAAUUGCCGCUAGUCAACAAUGUUAUGAUGGCAGCAUCAUUUCUAAUUUUAUCUAUGAAGUCGAUGCAAGUAUAAAUCUCCAUAAGGUUUCUACUAACUCCGAAGUUCGAAAGAUUCACAUCUUCGCUCAAAAGAAGAUUACUGAUAUAAUGGAGAUUAUCGGAAGAGAGUGGGAUGAAGAAAAUUCGGUGCUCGCUAAACUCAAACGCAACAAAGAGGACCUGUAUGAGUACUUUAUGAUGGUUUCACAGGGCGCCGAAAAGACCAAACUCUUUGCGGUCACCAUGGCAAACGCCUUGAAAAGAGUCCUUAUGUCGGCAUUCGAGAAAGAAAUGAUCCAGAAGGCGUUUAAUGUCAUUCGCAAUCGACAAUGGUUGUUCGACGCCAGAUUGAUGCACAAGCACUUGGAUCUCUACUUGAUCGACUUGCUGGAUGAGCAGAAAAUUAAUGAAGUUCUAGAUAAAAUAUAUCAACCGCAAAGCUUUUAUGCAGAUGUGCUACAUCGGCUCAUUGCUCAAAAUGUUACCAACGUCGAAAAGGAAUGGCAAGACUUCACAAUUUGUCUAAAACAAGCCAUUAAAAAGGCGGCUUUAGCAACGUCAAACGUUGUGAGUGGUAAAACUCAGAAUUUCGUCAACCAACUGCGGAAUGAAUUUUUAAAAGGUGGCCUGCAGAAUGAACUUCUAGCCUCAGCGUUUUUGACAGAUUUCAGUGGCGAAUAUGAUGACUGCGAAAAUGAAGAGAAAGACGAAUUUCAAGAUGCCUGCAUGAACGAUAUGAUUCGAGUCCUCGAUUAUCAAGAACCCCCCAAAAAUCAGGAAAAAUUCGCAAAAGAACUGAGCCCCAAAGUCGUUCAAUAUAUGAAAAUCCGGAACGAUCCCGUUGCCCUACCGCGUUGUGAUGCUUACUGUACCCUUUGUAGUAGUUUGUGCAUCGAAGCGGCUAAUCACGACACCAGUCUCACACCGCACGACGCCAUUCACCAACCGGUAGGCAUAACUGGAUUAAAAAAUGUAGAUGAUUUGACCAUAGAUUCGGAAACGUGUAGUGAUUGUUACCAAAAAGAUUGGAGUUUUCGUCUAUCCAACACCAGUGAAUGGCAAAAAUACAGAGAUUACGCCAAAGUCUUUCCCGGAUGGAAAAAUCCUAGAACCAACGAAGAAUCACCACUCCGUGAAUACAUUUUCGCUACGUACAACGAAGAAAUCGCUAAGAAAUACAAGAAGAAGCCCUGUGCCAAUGUCCCUGCCAAAUAUUUCCGGGAUUUGUCUACCAUCCGGGAACAGUUGAAAAGGGACAUAGGUGGAAUUUGAAAACACUGUGAAAUAAUUCUUCUUGUCAUUUUAGUAUUCGGUGUUGUUUUGCAAGCAUGAGAUACCAGACGAUUGAUAACAGAUCCCUCUGGAUCAUAAAUUUCCUAGUUUUGUUUUUUAUUAGAGAUUCAAGUUAAAAAACCAUGAGUGUUGUUUCUCCAAGAAAAUCAUAACAUCUAAAUUUACAAAGAAUGAUUCGUUUGCAAAGUAAAACGGUUUAAACUAAAAUUACUAACAAAGAGUUCAAGAAAACUGGCAAGAAAAUUUUAUGAUUAGGCCCACCAUGUUUUCUAAUCUAUGUAUAAUGUAUCAACGUGAUUGUUUCCCAAGCACUCAAACUUGCCCAAACUUGUUUGUUUUUUCUACAGGAAGUCAGGAAUGCACUGGAAUGAUUUGUUGAAAAACAACUGAUGUCGAUUUCACAGCUUAAGUUAUUAAAUCAUUUUCAAAUUUUAGUUAUAAUUUCAAUUUCUAAACUAAAACUAAUUAAGCAAAGAGCAAAUAGGAAAUUUAGUAUUUUACCAAGAUGUUUUCACAAAUUAACACAAUUGCUUUCCCGAUGUACCUUAAACACUUAAACACUUAAACAUACUUUAGCAAUACAU
Daphnia pulicaria is the source of this 4640-nucleotide messenger RNA. Its product is annotated as interferon-induced very large GTPase 1-like. Lineage: Eukaryota; Metazoa; Arthropoda; Branchiopoda; Diplostraca; Daphniidae. The record is from RefSeq and is a predicted model, not a curated record. Gene Ontology annotation, molecular function: GTP binding. Bases 28 to 4035 code for a protein of 1335 amino acids. The transcript is spliced from 3 exons.